Molecule: messenger RNA, 1930 nt
Organism: Nicotiana tabacum (common tobacco)
Lineage: Eukaryota; Viridiplantae; Streptophyta; Magnoliopsida; Solanales; Solanaceae
Source: RefSeq, a predicted model, not a curated record
GUGCUAUUUGCAGAAACGUGUUCUUAACAUCUCUAGGGGCCCUGCUGUUUGGGCGUUACGUGCACAGACAGAUAAGAGAGAAUAUGCAAUAGAAAUGAAAAAGAUUGUUGAGAGCACCUCAAACCUCUUUAUUAGAGAGGCAAUGGUAACAGAUAUUUUGUUGGGGAAAAAUGACAACAUUGAGGGGGUCUGUACUUUCUUUGGCAUGAACUUCUAUGCACCUUCAGUGAUUCUGACGACAGGGACCUUUAUGAGUGGGAAAAUUUGGGUUGGUAGAACUUCAAUGCCUGCAGGAAGAGCCGGUGAAUCAGCUUCCGUUGGUCUAACAGAAAACUUGCAGCGCCUUGGCUUUGAGACUGAUAGGCUAAAAACAGGAACUCCUGCACGUGUGGACAGUCGUACUGUAGAUUUCUCAGGAUUGGAGCCCCAAUAUGGCGAUGAAGAGGUAAGCUGGUUCAGUUUUGAUACUAAUUAUCAUAUAGAAAGGGAACAGAUGUGUUGCUACCUUACACGUACCACAAAGAGUACUCAUCAGAUAAUUAGAGAUAAUUUGCAUGAGACUCCUACUUACGGAGGGUGGGUGGAAGCUAAGGGCCCUCGAUAUUGCCCCUCCAUUGAGGAUAAGAUUGUAAGAUUUCAAGAUAAAGAGUCGCAUCAAAUAUUCCUUGAACCUGAGGGUCGAAGUGUUCCUGAGCUCUAUGUGCAGGGAUUCUCUACGGGUUUACCGGAGAGACUACAAUUGCCUCUUUUACGAACAUUACCCGGACUUGAGAACUGUACAAUGCUCAGGCCAGCCUAUGCGGUAGAGUAUGAUUACUUGCCGGCUUAUCAGUGCUCCAGGUCCAUAAUGACUAAAAAGAUAGAGGGCCUUUUCUUUUCUGGCCAGAUAAAUGGGACAACUGGCUAUGAAGAAGCUGCUGCACAGGGGAUUAUAUCUGGAAUUAAUGCAGCUAGACACUCAGAUGGAAAGCAACUUAUUGUUCUUGAGAGAGAAAGUAGUUUUAUAGGGACGCUGAUCGAUGAUCUUGUAACCAAAGAUCUUCGAGAGCCUUAUCGCAUGUUAACUAGCCGCUCAGAACAUCGUCUGCUUCUUCGGUCUGAUAAUGCGGAUAGCCGACUCACUCCCCUUGGUCGUGAAAUCGGUUUAAUAGACGAUAGAAGGUGGACAAUGUACCAGGACAAGCAAGCUCGUAUUUCAGAGGAGAAAAAGCGGUUGAAAACGGUUAGAACUUCAGGUGGAGAGUUGGCUGCUGAAAUUACUCUACUCUCUGGUCAGCCAGUAAGGGAUUCAUCCACAUUAGAGAGCCUGCUUAAGAAACCGCAUAUCCAAUAUGAAGUUUUUGAUAAGCAUGGGUUUGGAAAUCCCACCCUGUCCAGGAUGGAGAAACAGUGUGUAGAGAUUGAUAUCAAAUACGAAGGCUUCAUUGUGCGCCAGCAGAGCCAACUCCAACAGAUGGUUCAUCAACAGCACAAACCAAUUCCCGAGGACAUAGAUUAUUAUGCGAUGACAACUUUGUCACUCGAAGCACGUGAAAAACUCUCAAAGGUUAGGCCGCAAACAAUUGGGCAAGCAAGUAGAGUUGGUGGAGUUAAUCCUGCGGACAUUACAGCACUCCUCAUUAUUCUUGAAUCUAACAGGAGGAAAGCCCAAGAGCUGAGUAAACAACAAGCAGUACUUUCGUGAAGGAUACCGAUGAACAACUUCCUUAAAAGUUCUCUUCAAAAGACAAUCCUCUCUUAAAACCAGCACCCAUCCUUCUCUGCGUCAUCUUUAGAUCAAUGAAAUUCAUCUCCUUAUUUAACCUGCUGGAUAUCCUCUAACGAGGGACCAAUUGACAUAGCGGAUGCAUGAGUCUUCCUUUUUUCAGCUGAGUUUUUGUAGAGUGAAAACAAUACCGAAGGUAUAUCUGCAUGAGUUAUAAGAUCAAAA